AUGAUAAAACGUAUCUCAAGUACUAUUUUUUUAUCACGUCAAAGAUUUGUAUUAGAAGCUACAUUGCUUCAAAGUCAACUUCGAGAUCAAUUCAACUUUGAGCAUAGUCAACUUCGAGAUCAACUCAACUUUGAGCAUAAACAAGAGAUUCUUGAUAUUCUUAAUCAACACAAACAAGAGAUUCUCAAGGUUCAAGAUCAACUUCAAGUUCGACACAAGCAAGAAAUUAUCUUAAUGAAGGAAAAAUUGCAGUCCUUGCAAAAUGAAAAACGAGAUUAUAUCAUUCUUUAUUUGAAAAUUCGUGGAAAUUUCAAUAUACGCGGCGUUUUAGAAUGGAUAAGAGAACAAAUAUCAAGAGGUAAUUUUGGAGAUUAUGAACUCUUGUUUCUGACUCCAACUGCAUCACCACUGACUAAAUCAUCAACUAAGCCACUGAGUGAAUCACCAACUAAAGAAUCAACUGAACCACCUAAAAAAUUUUCAGCAACUCCCGACAGUAACUUAACCAAAUUGAUUAAUAAUCAUGAAUUUGUAUAUUACUUGAAAAAUAUCUGUGAUAUCAACAAGACGAAGGAAGAUGACGUGAAAAAGUGUAUUUCUUUUUUAUAUCAUCAAGUAUCCAAGUAUGCACAUGGAUAUAACACAGACGAGGUUACUAUUGAUGAAAGAUUUUUUGCCCCUUAUGAAGUGCUUGCACUUGGAUAUAUUUUUAAGAUUUAUAAUAUCCGUUAUUUAUAUUACGAUAAAUAUGGUAAACCAGCUGAUUUUCCAUUUGAAAUUUAA
This is a messenger RNA of Ambispora leptoticha, 783 nucleotides long. Lineage: Eukaryota; Fungi; Glomeromycota; Glomeromycetes; Archaeosporales; Ambisporaceae. The record is from the annotation of a GenBank genome assembly.